AUUGAUUCCGCCAAGGUUGAGGCAAACCAGAUGGGUUCGUUAUGGUCUCAUCUGGUAUAAAAGCCCAGCACCCAUCCGAGCAGUCAUUCAAAUCACGACAAAAUGUUCAAAUUGUUGGCUCUUGCUGCUCUCUUCGCUUACGCCUCCGCCGCCCCCGGGCUCGUCGCCGCCCCGGUGGUAGCCCACAGUGUGUCCCAUCACAGCACUGUGCAGGCCCAUCCAGCCCCCGUGGUCGCCGUCCACGCCGCCCCCGUGGUGCCUGUAGUCAAGGCAGCCCCCGUGGUCGCCGUCCACCACGCCCCCGUGGUGCCCGUCGUUAAAACCGUGCCCGUAGUUAAGACCGCCGCCGUCGUGCACGCCGCCCCCGCUGUUGUUGUCCACCACUGAGAUGUUUUAAGUCUGCUUUAAUUUAUUUUCUUUUCUAAUAAAUUUUUUUCACUCGA
Molecule: messenger RNA, 443 nt
Organism: Tribolium madens (black flour beetle)
Lineage: Eukaryota; Metazoa; Arthropoda; Insecta; Coleoptera; Tenebrionidae
Gene: MFK10-3
Product: cuticle protein 63-like
Exons: 2
Coding region: 103-387 (94 amino acids)
Source: RefSeq, a predicted model, not a curated record